AUGAGGAACAACACCCACCACCACGGGAUGCACACUUCUUUCCACUUCUGGAACCGCAGUGGCUAUGGACUGCACAGCAAUGCCAGUGAGUCCCUUGGAAAAGGCUACUCCGAUGGAGGGUGCUACGAGCAACUUUUUGUCUCUCCGGAGGUGUUCGUGACUUUGGGUGUCAUAAGCUUGUUGGAGAAUAUUCUAGUGAUUGUGGCAAUAGCCAAGAACAAGAAUCUGCAUUCGCCUAUGUACUUCUUCAUCUGUAGCCUGGCUGUGGCCGAUAUGUUGGUGAGCGUUUCAAACGGAUCAGAAACCAUUGUCAUCACCCUACUAAAUAGUACAGAUACAGAUGCACAGAGUUUCACAGUGAAUAUUGAUAAUGUCAUUGACUCAGUGAUCUGUAGCUCCUUGCUUGCAUCAAUUUGCAGCCUGCUUUCAAUUGCAGUGGACAGGUAUUUUACUAUCUUUUAUGCUCUCCAGUACCAUAACAUUAUGACAGUUAAGCGGGUUGGCAUCAUCAUAAGUUGUAUCUGGGCAGCUUGCACAGUUUCAGGCAUUUUGUUCAUCAUUUACUCAGACAGUAGUGCUGUUAUCAUCUGCCUCAUCACCAUGUUCUUCACCAUGCUGGCUCUCAUGGCUUCUCUCUAUGUGCACAUGUUCCUGAUGGCUAGACUUCACAUUAAGAGGAUCGCAGUUCUGCCAGGCACUGGCACCAUCCGCCAAGGUGCCAACAUGAAGGGGGCAAUUACCUUGACUAUCCUGAUUGGGGUCUUUGUUGUCUGCUGGGCCCCAUUCUUCCUCCACUUAAUAUUUUACAUCUCUUGUCCCCAUAAUCCAUACUGUGUGUGCUUCAUGUCUCAUUUUAACUUGUAUCUCAUACUGAUCAUGUGUAAUUCAAUCAUCGAUCCUUUAAUUUAUGCACUCCGGAGUCAAGAACUGAGGAAAACCUUCAAAGAGAUCAUCUGUUGCUAUCCCCUGGGAGGCCUUUGUGACUUGCCUAGCAGAUAUUAA
Messenger RNA from Cynocephalus volans (Philippine flying lemur), 1002 nucleotides. It is a transcript of the gene MC4R, whose product is annotated as melanocortin 4 receptor. The record is from RefSeq and is a predicted model, not a curated record. Gene Ontology annotation, biological process: regulation of metabolic process; adenylate cyclase-activating G protein-coupled receptor signaling pathway. NCBI's taxonomy places the organism in Eukaryota, Metazoa, Chordata, Mammalia, Dermoptera, Cynocephalidae. Gene Ontology annotation, cellular component: cytoplasm; plasma membrane. The coding region runs from base 1 to 1002 and encodes 333 amino acids. The transcript has a single exon. Gene Ontology annotation, molecular function: melanocyte-stimulating hormone receptor activity.